Molecule: messenger RNA, 4061 nt
Organism: Drosophila hydei
Lineage: Eukaryota; Metazoa; Arthropoda; Insecta; Diptera; Drosophilidae
Gene: sle
Product: protein slender lobes
Exons: 5
Coding region: 265-3987 (1240 amino acids)
Source: RefSeq, a predicted model, not a curated record
CAUAGUGGAAUAUUAAUAAUUGGCGCCAAACAUUUCAAUCGAUGUUUUGUGCAACGUUGUGAGCAGUGUUGUAUAUUGUUAAAAAGUCACGCAUACAGGCACAUGUCAUUUUGGCGGUGCUCGCUUCUCAGUGCUUGGUUAUUUCAUUUCUAAGAUUGGCGUCGUCCGCUUCGUCGAUUGGAUUUCGCAAUUAUAAAUCUCCAUUCAAAGCUUAAUUGUUGGGCUAAAUAUAACGUAGACAAGCAGGGAAUAGAAAACAUUAAAAUGGAUGAAGAUAAUAGCGGCACUCCGCGUGUAACUCGUUCACGGACUCGCCGACUUUCCAUCCUGGAUACAGAGAUUCGUCCCUUGACUCCAGUUGUGGACACAACAAUCGAACGUGCAUCUCCGCGUCCAAUGCGUAGAACGCGCUUAAACUCAGCAACUGCCGAUUUAAGGACUCCGACACGUUGCACUCGUGCGUCAGUAGCUCGCGGAGAGACGCCGGAGCCAGCGAGCCCACCUCUGACCUUGUCAACUGCUAAACGGCCUAAGCGCACCCCGGCAAAAUCGGUGGUCAGAGAGUUGGAGUUGGCAGAAGAUGUAAUUGGAGAAGAAGUUAACGAAAAGGUGGGAUCGCAGACACAGCCUGAGCCAGACAAUGACAAAAUCAAGGUAAGCAACGAAGUGCUUAAAGCUGCUGAUGUUGCUGACUCCAGACGUGCGCCAACUGCUACUGAAGUGCUUAGAACACCAUCAGAUGAAAGGCGUGUGACGCGUUCCAUGUCGAAAACGCCGCCAAUGAAAAAUACUACUCAGAUGCAACCUGAUAUACAAAAUUCAUCAGAACAACAGAAACAACAAACAAAAGAAUCAUUGGAAAUAGAUGCUGAAAUUGUAGAUUCACCAAUCGAAACACUGCAACCGUUGGACUCUGAUAUAGGCACAACUGAAGAAGUAAUCAAUGCUGCUUCCGCGAUGGAGUCACCCAUGACUCCUACUCUGGCAACUGCUAAAGUUAAAGUUAAGCUCAAAGACAUCCUAAGUUGCAAGCAGGAUAAGCCAACGGUCAUUGAUGACCCAAAUUUAUCUAUUGUCAAAAAUAAAGACACUGACGCCAUAAAAACAAAACUUAUCGACGACGAAGUUGAGAUAAUUGAUGCUCCUGAAGGCACUGAUAGGCGCAAUUCCGUUGAUACUCUGCCAAAAGACCUAGACUCGGUUGAUGAUAAAUCGGGAGUUGGCGAUGCUGAAGUCACCGAAGACAUUCGUUUGCCUGAUCUAACGCCUGGCAUAAUGAAUCGGGUAGUGGGAUCAACGCAGGUGAGAGCUGUAGCCUUCAAUAGCUGUGAACCAGCUGAGAAUAUCAAACCCAAAUUUCCCAAAACACCAGCACGCACUAAAAUACCAGUGACGGAAAUUAUUACUGUUGCAGAGAAUAAGAGCGAAACGCCUUUAAGGUCCGGUACCUUAAAGGGACGCAACAGCUCAACGCCUUUAGCUAAGUUUGAGAUGUCAGAGAGUCAGACAGCUCCAUCCAAAGAGUUAAAUCAGCCACCUCUACAAAUUGAUAUGAUAAAACCUCUAUCGGAAUUGGAAGAUAAAGCUCCACUUGCUGAGAUAACUACAGAGAAGCCUAUUCUAUGCCUUGACAGCGAAGAUGAGAUUGAAGAUCAUGAAGAUAAAGAUGAUGAAAAUGAAGAAGAUGAUGAAAACGAGGAAAAUCGAAUUCAAGAUCAAUCUGUGUGCGAAUAUUUUGCCAGUGAAGUAGAGGUAGUUGAUAAUUAUCAAUCUGGCGACUCAAUGGACAGCUCUCUUCGCGAUGAGAUCGAGCAAAAUGAAGUUCCGCACGAUGGCGAAUCUGUUGGCAGUCAGGACACAACUGAUGAGCGUUCUGAAGAUAGUACCGAUGAAAAACUGUCGUUCGUUGUAUCGGACAAUGAAGAUGAUGAAAACAACAUUGAAUCUUUGUGUUUUUCGUCCGGUUCUGAUGAAGAAGCCGAUGUCUUGGAUGUACCAAAAAAACGACGUCGUAUUGUUGUUCAUGAAAGCAGCGAUGAUGAUGGUGACGAGCAAGACGGCGUUGAAGAAAAACGGGAUACCGCUAUAGAAGGAACAGAAAAGAAGCAAGAAAAAGUUGAAGAAAAGAAGGCAUCCGACAUCGAAGAAACUAAAAAUACACACGAAGAGUCAGUGCGUAUGGAUGAUAAAGAUGACAUCGACACAAUUGAGGAAGCAGCUGAUCAGCAGCCGACCGAAAAUAGGAGGAAUCGUUUGCAUUUGUCGGCAUGCCAGAAUUCCCAAUCAAAUGAAAAUAAGUGCGAUCGACUGAACAAAACAGAGCCGCCAACAAAGUCGAGGAUCCAUAAAGAAGAAGAGACAGUAGUUGAGGAAAUUGUUUCCAGUUCCAAUGAUGAGGAGGAACCAAAGGAUAAUCAAAAUACAACCAAGAGUAUUUACGAAGUGUUUGAUUCUGAUGAGGAAUCGUGUGAAAUAGAUGAAAAGAAUGUAGUGCUUAAAACGCCACCAGAGGUUAAGGAUGAGGAUGAGGAUGAGGAUCCGAAAACGUUGAACAAACUAUCAGUAUCUGAAUCAUAUGAGGAGGUUGAUUUAACUGAUUCAACCAUACAUACAAUACAGAAAUCACCAGUAAGCGAGGAGCCACCUAAACCUGUUGAAAGCAGCAAAUUCUCGACAUUCCAUGCAAGCCAGAAGCGAGAAGAAGAGGUCGUUCUUCUGUCUGAACUGAACUCCUGUGACUUAUCACACCUGCGCCAAAUGUUCAAUCCUCUCCAGAAAUCCCGUCGCCAAACGUUGUACGUAGGGGACCUACAGGCCAACACCCUUAAGGAGCCAAAACAUAAAUUAAAGCGUCGUAGCGAGCAAUUGGACAGCGAUGUCAAUCCAUCACAAUCGUUCAUCGAGACCCUGGCCGAGGAAAGCCGACAACGAACAAAGCGGAAGCGUCUGUCAAAGAGCUUUUGUGGCACUGUCGACGGCUUGGACACGAGCGUAUCAGCUAAUAUGCAGAGAGAAGCAAAUGAAGAAGCUAAUUUACCACAAAGUGACGUCGAAUUGGAUGAACCCGUCAAAGUUAUUAAGGAGGAGAAGGAGCCCGAAUCGCGAGAUCAGCCAAUGGAUCCGGAAAUAGAAGAACAUGUAGAAAAUAUCAAGGAUACUGUUAACGAAGUAGAUGAAAUUGUUGAAAAUAUUAAGGAUAAGGUGCCCACUCCUGCCACAAAGGAGAAAACUGUACAUCAAAAGAGUCGCGACGAGUAUCUGGAAUAUUGUGACAAGCUGAUUCUGGCGGCGAACCAGGCUAAGCUGGAGCAAAAGAAACAGCGCAUCGCAGCGGGCAGAAAGCAAAGAGAUCGUCCGGUGGCUAAGACAAUAUCCGCAGGAAACUCUGACAUGAUCGCUACGGUUGGAACAGGCCCGUCUAAGCCAGAAUCAGCUCGGCCAGUUAACAUGAAAAAGGAUUUGAAACGGCUGCAAGCCACCAGACAGGCAAUCAAACACGCAAUGCAUCUGCUUGUCCCAGACGUAGCGAGCAAUCAGCCCCAAUCGCUGGCACGGAAACUAAGUCCCCAACCGACGGAGAGCACCAAAUCCGCUAAGACCAAACAGCUAACCACAAAGAAGAAUCCGAAGCCCACAUUGGUUCACGUGUCGCCAGUUAAGAGCUCAGACGAAGAGAAUCACCAAUCGCCCAAGCUUAUAAAGACUAGCGCUGGUUACGUAACAGUCAGAGCAAACAAAGGGUCAAAGCGUAUAGAAACAUUCAAGACAUCAUCCAGCAUCGUUCAGGUCGAACCUUGCACCCCAACAUCAAAGUAUUUUAAAGAAAUUCUACGAUCACCCAAACCCCGCCACGGGUUCAAAGAGUUACCAACCACACAGAAAACUUCUGAAAAGAAGUCUUCAUCGUCAGCGUCGUCUGUUCGUAACCCAGCUACGGAGUCGGCAUUGCGCUUUAAGCGUGAAAUUUUUGGAAGACGCCCCAAAUAAAUAGCACUUAUUAUAUAUUAUAUAUAUUAGUUAUUCGUUAAUUGUAAACGCAGGUUCGCGGAAUCCGAUUUAUA